Molecule: messenger RNA, 1085 nt
Organism: Pseudonaja textilis
Lineage: Eukaryota; Metazoa; Chordata; Lepidosauria; Squamata; Elapidae
Source: RefSeq, a predicted model, not a curated record
CUCCUCCCCUUUCUUUUCUCUUUCAGACCAGUUCCACCAUAUCUCUGGCCUCUGAGCCUUCCCUACCGCUGUCUUCUGGAUCUCCUCACUUUGGGCCACCCCAUACGGUUCCCCCACGGGCCUCCAAGCCCCCCAGGGCCAAACACGACGGGUCUGACCCGAGUCCCGAGGUCCCUGUGGAGUUGGAGAUCCUACGCAUUGAUGAGAAAAGCAGCGGUUUGGCAGCAGCCGCAGCCGCGAUCCCAGAACCUCCUUCCAAUGCUUUGCGUCGUCACCUUGCCGGACCUCGGACCAAGCCCCCCCUUGGUAAAGCUUCUGCCCCUCGCCCAAGCUCAGAUGGACCCAGCAAAGCCCCUCCCGAGAAAUCCCGUGUCUCUUCUUCGGAGCCCGAGUUGCUAGGGAUUUGUGGGGAUGGGGCAGGAACUCCACAACCCCUGGAGCCAGAAGGACCUUGGAAGGAGACCCUCAACAGGGGAGACUUGCCUUCGGGUCUGAACAGGCUUUCAAAGAGGCCGGCCCCGCCGGAAGAGAGGGGUCUUUCCCGCCCCAGAGCUCCUUUUUUCAAGGAGGAUGGAAUGAGGGCGAUGGGUUACACCCGGCAGAGCAACUCCGAAACGUCUCUCUUGGCGCCAAGAACGUCUCUCAAGAAGGACCACGUUGGCGUACAUGAUCUUUUCAACGUCGAACGAUGGGAGAGUUUUCCGGGCACCAACAAAAGCCAACCGGGCUGGGCUGCCCCACAGGCCUUGAACCUCGGGACUGAAAUCCGAGAUCCGGUGAGGGCAAGCAGCUGUCCCGAUGUGGCGGAGAGGGGAUCCGGGAAGAACGGCCUUCCGGGCGGGGUCGCGGCUGUGCUGAAGGUUGCUGGACGUUCCCGGGAAGAGGAACUGGAUUGUAUCGCCGGCCCUACAAUCUCUGUGGAGAGAAUGUCCACUUCGAGCCAGGCAGGCGUCGGGAUGAAUAUUGGGGGGGGUGAGGGGGGGGGGAAGAGAGGAGUGGGGGACAACGAGGGAUGGGAUGUCUCCAUGCCCCUUUUGGUUUGGCUGUGCAUGAAACACGCUUAUGGAGUUUGCACCUGGACUUAG